Pipistrellus kuhlii (Kuhl's pipistrelle) is the source of this 1922-nucleotide messenger RNA. RefSeq names its product mitochondrial uncoupling protein 3. Gene Ontology annotation, molecular function: oxidative phosphorylation uncoupler activity. NCBI's taxonomy places the organism in Eukaryota, Metazoa, Chordata, Mammalia, Chiroptera, Vespertilionidae. The transcript is spliced from 7 exons. The coding region runs from base 234 to 1352 and encodes 372 amino acids. The record is from RefSeq and is a predicted model, not a curated record. Gene Ontology annotation, biological process: adaptive thermogenesis; response to cold; mitochondrial transmembrane transport. Gene Ontology annotation, cellular component: mitochondrial membrane.
UCGUCCUCUGAGGUAGCUCUUCAAUAGCUUCCUUCAAUAGCUAUUUUAAAGAACCUCGAGUGAAAGGAACUGAACCAGAUCUAGAACUCUGACCUCCUCCCUCGCCUCCCUGCCCCUCACCAGCCGCCUCUUGUCAAGUGACAGGCUGUCACUAGCAGAUGCAGGGUAAGGUUUCAGGUCAGCCGGAGUGUAUAAAGAUAGGUGCCAAGCCGGAGGUGCAGAGACAGCAGUGAAUGGCCAGGGAGCAAUCAGAGUCCUGCUGCCGCCUCCUGGGAUGGAGCCCUAAGGAGGUCCUGAGCUUCCCCUACCCCUGCUGGACUCGGCCUCCUCCCUGUAUAAAGCCCAGGGCUGCAGAGCAGCCGCUCUCCUCGGACCUGAACUGGGUCCUCACGGGACUGGAAGAAAGCUCUGGGACCAUGGUUGGACUGAAGCCUUCAGAGAUGCCUCCGACAACAGCCGUGAAGUUCCUGGGGGCGGGCAUGGCGGCCUGCUUUGCUGACCUCCUCACCUUCCCACUGGACACAGCCAAGGUCCGCCUGCAGAUCCAGGGGGAGAACCAGGCAUCCCAGGCGGCCCGGAGCAUCCAGUACCGCGGCGUGCUGGGCACCAUCCUGACCAUGGUGCGCACCGAGGGCCUCCGCAGCCCCUACAGCGGGCUGGUCGCCGGCCUGCAGCGCCAGAUGAGCUUCGCCUCCAUCCGCAUCGGCCUCUACGACUCUGUCAAGCAGCUGUAUACCCCCAAAGGAUCAGAGCACUCCAGCUUCAUCACCCGGAUUUUGGCGGGCUGCACCACAGGGGCCAUGGCGGUAACCUGUGCCCAGCCCACCGACGUGGUGAAGGUCCGAUUUCAGGCCAACAAGCACUUCGGGCCUGACGGCAGCAAGAAGUACAGCGGGACAAUGGACGCCUACAGGACCAUCGCGAGGGAGGAAGGGCUCAGGGGCCUGUGGAAAGGAACUUUCCCCAACAUCACAAGGAAUGCCAUUGUCAACUGUGCUGAGAUGGUGACCUAUGACAUCAUCAAGGAGAAGCUGCUGGACUAUCACCUGCUCACCGACAACUUCCCCUGCCACUUUGUCUCUGCCUUUGGAGCCGGUUUCUGUGCCACAGUGGUGGCCUCCCCAGUGGACGUGGUGAAGACCCGGUAUAUGAACUCGCUCCCAGGCCAAUACCGCAGCCCCCUGGACUGUAUGCUGAAGAUGGUGGCCCGGGAGGGUGCCUCAGCCUUCUACAAGGGAUUUACACCCUCCUUUUUGCGCCUGGGAAUCUGGAACGUGGUGAUGUUUGUUACCUAUGAGCAGCUGAAGCGGGCCUUGAUGAAUGUCCAGAUGCUACGGGAAUCUCCGUUUUGAACAGGUCAGGCCACUUGGAUGCAACUGGAACAAAAUCAGUCACAAACGGAAUAAAACAGUGGGUCCACGCGCACAGGGCACAGAUCCACACAUGUUUACAGAACUGUUUACUUGCUGAUGACUCAAGAAACAGAAUGAGAAGAAGAGGAAGGAGUCUGGUCUUCAGUGUGUUGUCUUCUUCUUUUUUCCCCCCUCUUCUUUCUUUUUUUCAGUGUGUUGUCUUAAUGUUUUUGUUUUACACUGAUAAGAUAGCAAAUAAAUUAUAUUAAUUUUUGAAACCCAUUAGGUUGAAUGCCUAACAUUUAGGCAAGAAAAAAUAAACCAAACAGAUCCAUUUGGAUAAAUUGGAAGAUUGUAAACUGGAAAAUCUGAUUAGACAAUGAAAGAAAAGACUGCAAGGAUUGGUCGGGAGUGGCACAUGAUAACUUGGCAGUUGGCUAAGGAACCUGGAGGACAUUGCCAAAGCAACAUAAAGCUUGUGCUUGCAGCCUUUGGUUAACCAUGGACCACCAGCCGUCUGUGUAAUGUCUCUGCCAUAUAGAAUCCAUUGGGAUUCUAUGAAACAUGAGG